This is a messenger RNA of Triticum urartu, 1652 nucleotides long. NCBI's taxonomy places the organism in Eukaryota, Viridiplantae, Streptophyta, Magnoliopsida, Poales, Poaceae. The record is from RefSeq and is a predicted model, not a curated record.
UGAAUAAUCUCAUGAUCCCUUGGAGCCUAGGUGGCGGUCCAUAAAGAAAAAUAACAGGCAAUCGCUGGAAUACCCAGGUGUCUCAAUCCACCCAGAUGUGUAUUAAAGUUGCCAUCUUAAGUCGAACCAAUAAUUAACAUUCUCACAUCUGUCAUGGAUACACUCAAACCCAAUCCACGUCUACAAGCAUAGCAUGGCAUAAACAAACGUAAAAAUAACUCCCGGGGUUUGAUAAUAAAACAGAUAAUAGGUACUACCUCGUCUACUUCCCAAAACCCACAUAUUAAUCAGAUCCUAUUCAUGUAAUGGCUUGAGGGUUGAUCUAAUGCAAUAAAAUUGGAUAGUAAAAGGUAUGAUCAAAGUGUUACUUGUGUAACGCCCCGAUAAUCAAGCUACAAUAACCUCAUCCUAAUGUGCCAUGUCAUCUAGUUUUAUUAAGCCAAUUUGCCACUUGAUGAAAAUGAAGUCAAAUUCAAAUUUUAAUUUGCAAGUGAAAUUAUUUUUCUUCUAACGGUAAAAUAAAAAUGUCCGUUGGGUUGCAAAUAUUCACUAAGGAAUAUUCAUUUAGAAACCAACAUCCAUUUGCCUCACAGAUAAAUUCCUAGGAAGUUAAUAAUGGUCCAACAACAAUUAUUUUAGACUCUUUAAAAUAAGAAAAUAUCUAUGCUUUUCUGAAUGAUGUAAAACCUUGUGUGUGGUCUUAGUUUAUUUCAUAGCAAUUAUGUGCCAAGUUACAUAUAUAGCAAAGUUUAUUUAGUGGACAAACUAAUUGAAAUCAAUAGCAAAAUUGAAAACUGAUUGAGAAGGACUAUUGGUACUGGGCCCUAGUGCAUUAGUGAAUUAGGCACAGACCACACCCCCACUCAUCCCCAACCUCCUGCUAUAGGGAGGCAGGGGAUCGUGGCCGACAUCCGACCGGCCAUGGCUGCGCCAUGGCGCUAGCCGGCCAUCCCCCGGUCCCGUUGGAGUAUAAGGCCAAGCCCCCAACAUCCCCGACGAACCCUAGCUCAAUUCGUCCUCUCCCUCGCGCCGCUCUCUUCUUCCCAACGCGAACACGACGCCGUCAUGGCCAUGGCCGCCAUCGCCCUCGCGCCCACUGAGCUCCCUGAUGCCUAGGAGUUUGUCCUUCUGCUUCGUCUACGUCUCCUACUUCGCCUACAAGGAGCAAAUCGACUGGAGCCGCACCAGCACGAGCAGAUCGACCUUGACUUCGUCUUCGGCCACCAGAGCUCCGUCGUGUCGAUCCACGCCACUGCAGCUCCUAACCUCUCGACGGGCUUCCUUGUGCCUUCACGACACCGAGACCGACGCCGCUGCUACCCAGUACGACUACGGUGUUGACGACCCCUCUCUCUUGCCAGAGCAACCAGACAUUGGAGCCCAGGUGCCAGAUGCCACUAUCGAUGACGACUACUACUACUCGGGAGGUGCCUACUACUACGUGCAGCCCGCUGACGGCGACCAGGAGUAGUUUAGGAGGAUCCCAGGCAGGAGGCCUGCACCUCUUUCGAUCUGUAUUCCAGUUUGUGCUAGCCUUCUUAAGGCAAACUUGUUUAACUUAUGUCUGUUCUCAGAUAUUGUUGCUUCCGCUGACUCGUCUAUGAUCGAGCUCUUGUAUUCGAGCCUUCGAGACCCCUGGCUUGUAAUAUGAU